Molecule: messenger RNA, 252 nt
Organism: Enterobius vermicularis (human pinworm)
Lineage: Eukaryota; Metazoa; Nematoda; Chromadorea; Rhabditida; Oxyuridae
Source: the annotation of a GenBank genome assembly
AUGGAGAUCGACGAGCUUCGAGAUAAGAUUGCGCGCUUAUCCACCGCUUUAGAAGAGGCAACAGCAGAGAGGACGCAGGCUGCCCAGUAUGGCUUACAAGUUAUGGAUGAAAAGCAGCAGUUAGAAACGAAGCUUGCACAGCUCCAAGCUAGUUACGAUGCAGCUCGAGUAGAGAUUGACGAAACAAAAAAAUACAAAAUGCAAGCAAUGGGUAAGGUGUUAUCUGUUGCUUACAGUUCUAAGCCAGAAUAG